Messenger RNA from Aureobasidium pullulans EXF-150, 894 nucleotides. RefSeq lists its product as uncharacterized. The record is from RefSeq and is a predicted model, not a curated record. Lineage: Eukaryota; Fungi; Ascomycota; Dothideomycetes; Dothideales; Saccotheciaceae. The transcript has a single exon. Bases 82 to 780 code for a protein of 232 amino acids.
ACACUCGUGACAUGACUUCUGAGGCGAAGAUGAAGUCAAAAACCAAACUUUCCUUUUGAAUUGGCUCGUAGGUUCGGGACUAUGAGCAAAGCCCAAAAAGCAAGAAUGCAUCUGACCUCUCAUUCAAAAGCCUUUUCCAGCAUGCCUACCUCCAUCCAACUUCACCUUCGAUUGCAUCGCAUGAUGGAGAAAACCGAUCAAAGCCAGCACCACUCAGGGAGGUACCGAUCAAAUCAUAAGAGCGAGGUCUCACCUCUGAUCAGACCCGAGAGAGCAGCUCACACCACCUCGAAAUUACACCCAGAGCCUCAAUCGCCGUCUUCGAAUACCCACUCCAUCUCGCCCUCCACUACUCAACAACCAUCGAAUCUUAGAGCAUGGGGCAAAGACGACGACACGACUGCAGUGGUCACCUUUCUCCGUCUCGCCCUCUUGGUCGCCCAGUUAAUGCUCGCGAUAGGCAUUAUAGUCAGCUUAUGCCAAGUCCACGAAGUUAUUGAGAAGUUCACCAAUGUGGUGGAGACGUCGACUAUCACUACGACUACGACGGCGAGGGUUACUUUUACUGAUUGGAGUGCGCCGUUGAUUACGAUGACCAAGAAGACGAAGACGGUCACAGAGACGGAGACUCAGACGGUGGUUCAGACUGGAAGGGAGGCCAUCGAUAGGAUGAAGAGGAGAAGAGAUAGAGCGGCAAGGAAGACAACGGUGGAUACGGUUUACACGCCUGAGGUUACGAUGCCGAUGGUUCGAACACUCAUGUUGCUCUCGGGGCCAUGAUCACGAGGGGUAGAGGAAACUUUGGCAUACUUCCAGAUCGCCAAAGUGUCAGUCGAAACUUGCUCGACAUUAGAGUAUCACGGAAGUCAAUUGCGAACAUGAUUUCAAUCUCAU